AUGGUUGACGGCCCAGAAAACAUGCGUCAGGAGCCUUACCCUGACGAGGAUGAUUUAUAUUCCGUGGACCUCAAGCCGUCUGCAGAGUAUGACAUACAGGCUUCAGUGUCGGAAACGCUGAGGAAACUUCACGAGAAUACGAGCCGCACCUUCGAAGAAUUCCGGACAGCCAGACUGAAGCGAGAGGCCGAAAUCGGGACAUAUCAAGGAAUAGAUCCUCGUUGGAAUGCGCUUCGUCCCGUCGUUCCACUAUGUUUUCGGGCACCUAGCUCCACUCUCUAUUAUUUCCGAUCCGACACCAUCGAUAGCAUGUCACCAUUCGAGAAGGCGUACCGUGAGCUCGAAAGCUUUGCGAUCAACUAUAAUUAUCCAACCGUGGGUGACCUCAUGAUUGAAUCGAGUAUACGGCCGAUUAUCGCACGUCUAAUGGGCCCGUCUCUCGUCGAGUUGGCUUCAGAGCUCAUCCUGAUGUACGAGCCCAUCCCCGAACUCAGGCACUGGAGGUCGACGGAGCGCCAAAACCCGCAAAGGCUACGGCCACUCCUACCAAAACCGCCUGCUAAGAACUUGUAUACCGGUGACAACAGGCGCAAGCCAAUGAGCAACUACAUCGACCGUGUGCUGUCCACUUUACCGGAAGAGAUACCAGAGGGGACCGCGGAUUCCGAAAUGGGAGAUGCCGAAGGCGAGAGAGAUCCAGGAUAUGAGCAAGAUGAUGAAGGGGAAUCAGAUGCGGGAAGCGACGAGACUGUCCGUCCUGCGCCUGCGAAUAUCAAAGGUGGUGGGGACGACACGGAAAUGCCGGAUUUGCGGCCAUGA
This is a messenger RNA of Westerdykella ornata, 819 nucleotides long. RefSeq lists its product as uncharacterized. The coding region runs from base 1 to 819 and encodes 272 amino acids. The transcript is spliced from 2 exons. Lineage: Eukaryota; Fungi; Ascomycota; Dothideomycetes; Pleosporales; Sporormiaceae. The record is from RefSeq and is a predicted model, not a curated record.